Alternaria atra is the source of this 2109-nucleotide messenger RNA. RefSeq lists its product as uncharacterized. Gene Ontology annotation, cellular component: kinetochore; nuclear body; cytosol. The record is from RefSeq and is a predicted model, not a curated record. The coding region runs from base 1 to 2109 and encodes 702 amino acids. NCBI's taxonomy places the organism in Eukaryota, Fungi, Ascomycota, Dothideomycetes, Pleosporales, Pleosporaceae. The transcript has 7 exons.
AUGGACUCGGCAGAAGAGCGGCCUACGCUGCAGGAGACGCUAAACCUGUUGCAUCAAGCAUCUAGAACGACAGCAAAGCAACGCACGGUCAAAGUCUCCAGUAUAGUCGAUGCCAUCUGCCGUUACGCCUCGGAAGAUGGCCUUGACCAGGAUGCUCUUCGAGACAUUGUACAGCUUGCGUCACUGAAAACUUCACUGGACCAAACCACCAUCACCACUUUGAUCAAGAAUCUGUAUCCUUCUCAAAAGGUUCCGGGCGAUGUUGUGAUCAUCAUUGUUGGUGCUCUGGGGCAGGGCAAGGGCAAGCCUUCGCCCGGCACACAAGAUAGCCUUGUGAAAUGGCUUAUUACCGUUCAUGAGAUUAUGGAAAGCCCAAACGUCCUCUCCCGCCUGUACGGUGUGUUGUUUAGUAUGCUUGACAUGAUCAGUAUCAGAACGUCUUUGUGUCAUCUGCUAUCCCUCAUUACUCGUAGACAGCACGUCAAGCCAUUCCGAAUACAGCAACUACUCGAAUUAUCUCGCGGUCUCGGUAAUGAACCCGCGCUUCAAGGUCUUCUCCGCGUCUACAAGGAUUACUAUCCCGACAUAAUCCUGGGAAGCACCUCCACGAGCCGGAAGUCAUUCGCUCCGCGACCUGAUGCCGAAUGGCAAGGUAAGAUCAUUGCGAUCCAACAGGCUAGUUUGGCGGAGGACGACUCGAACGCGGAUGGGCAGAACGGGUUCAAGGUGCUACGAAGGAGACUUAAAGGUAGUAAAGGGCCGGCAAUCCCGGACGUGCACACCUACCAUGCGAACGAGAACUCCGCAACCAUCGAGGGUAUUGAUAACGUAGACGACUUCGUUGAGAAGCUCGACAGAAUAGAACCACCAGGUCAGAUGGUAGCGCUUCUCACGGACCCACUAUUGCAAAAGUACGUCGACCUCAAGCCAUCACCAAUCGCAGUCACCCGGUUGGGGACUUGGCUCGCGACAUGUCUGGAAGAGCAAUUUGAGGAAUACCGGCGAGGUACUGGGGACGAUCAAACUCUAUCCGAGGUCCUCGAUGGGCUUUUGAGGUACGCGCAAUACACAAAGUCACUACAUCCUACUGUAACAGCGUUUCUUCGCGAGUACCUGCCAAUAUGGGACGGACGGCAAGAUCUUACUACGAUCCUAGGGCUCGUCUCCUACAUCCACGUUGAAGUGUUUGAUGAUGCUUAUACGACCUACCUCUCACUAAUUGAACGCGCUCUAGCAACUCAGGGCAUCACUGCUUAUACAGAGCUCGUUGAUUUCUACAUAGCUUUUCUGCAGCACCAAAUUGCUCUGACAUCCUCAGCACCUGCUGAGCAACGAGUGACUGGACAGGAAGUGUUGGAAGACAUGAUGGAGCAUGUAUCCACGUUAUUCACUUCAGCUCUUCUAUCGAUCCCGACAGGCUCGAACAUGGAUCUCACAUCAUCAAUACUCUCCUUCUACGAACUCCUCAGUACCUCCUCGAAGCCACACGUCAUUCCAAUCCAUCUCCCGCCGAUGCAUCUCAUCUAUCUGCUAGCCCAAGACACGUCCCCAGCAACUCUUUCCCGAAUCUGCGGCAUCAUCGGCUCCUACAAAUCGGCUUUCGACGCGCACCCCAAGCCAGUCAAGACGUAUUAUCCAGCAGAAGUCACAGACGCAUUCAACUACUGUCUGCGCGACAUGUAUAAUCUCGUAUGGGUAUCUCGUGGCCUUGUCGCCCAAAAGGACAAAUCAAGGGGUUUGUACUGCGACCAGAUAUUGCGGUCUACACUUAAUGAUUAUCUACGUACUGUGAAUCGUGGAUACAACAUCGCGGACGCAUUUACCUUGUCGUACAAUGCGUGGCUGGUGUCGCUGUCUGCUGCGGUGUGGCAUGCGGUCGAGAAGCGUGAGGUCGAGAAAGCGGGUGAGGGAAAGAUUACUAGGUAUCACACCGGACCUGUCAGUGGAAAGAGUCUGGAUGUGCUUAACAGUAGAGGCGGCGUGAGCGUGGAUUGGGAUGGGGCGGAUGGGUAUAAAGUUAUGGUGCUGCAGUGGUUGACUGAGAGGGGAUUGGGUGGGAUUAGAGAGUUGAUGUUUGCGACGGUUACCAACCUUAGACGUAAAGUCUGA